Messenger RNA from Kwoniella mangroviensis CBS 8507, 300 nucleotides. RefSeq lists its product as uncharacterized. NCBI's taxonomy places the organism in Eukaryota, Fungi, Basidiomycota, Tremellomycetes, Tremellales, Cryptococcaceae. Bases 1 to 300 code for a protein of 99 amino acids. The record is from RefSeq and is a predicted model, not a curated record. The transcript has 2 exons.
AUGACUUCAGAAACUAAAGAGCAAUCUACCGGCGGGGAUACUACUACCUCUACCGUCCUCCGGGAGAUCCCUGUCCCGAUGUCGAAUCGCAUAGUAAGAGAACACCCAAAUAACAUCUGGUCCGUUACAGAAAAAAACACGAAAGAAACCACAUAUUAUAAGAGGACGGACGACCUACCUCCCUGGUCGACUAGCGAGGCUACUGACCGGAAGACCCGCCUGGCCAUUUGUCAAUUCUGGGGUACUACGAAUUACGAAGAUUGGUUCGGAUCCCCUGUUAGUGAUCCGUCACAACUCUAG